AUGCCGACCAAAGCCAAGCUGUCCAUGUUGCUGCUUGAUCUCAAGCUCAUACUUGAUCUCAAGCCCGAGCUUGUGCUCCAGCUCGGGCCCAGUCGGUGCGGUGGAAGCCAAGUGCAGUCCCAGCCAGGCCUGGACGCCGGUCCCGCCCAUGCAGGCCUUGUGUCCGGCUCCGGGGCUCCCCUAAGACUGGAGGGCGCCGUUUAA
Molecule: messenger RNA, 204 nt
Organism: Protopolystoma xenopodis
Lineage: Eukaryota; Metazoa; Platyhelminthes; Monogenea; Polystomatidea; Polystomatidae
Source: the annotation of a GenBank genome assembly